Messenger RNA from Aptenodytes forsteri (emperor penguin), 1134 nucleotides. Its product is annotated as prolyl-tRNA synthetase associated domain-containing protein 1. NCBI's taxonomy places the organism in Eukaryota, Metazoa, Chordata, Aves, Sphenisciformes, Spheniscidae. Bases 1 to 837 code for a protein of 278 amino acids. The transcript has 3 exons. Gene Ontology annotation, molecular function: aminoacyl-tRNA deacylase activity. The record is from RefSeq and is a predicted model, not a curated record.
AUGGAGAACUUUGUUCUCCAGCUAGGUGAGGCCGAAGGGGGACGGCAGGAGGCCUGUGGAGCUGUAAGACGGGAGAGACAGCCAGAUUUUUCUGCCCCUAAGGAGACGGCAAGCUCUGGUCUCUGGUGUGUCACAGGACCACAGAACCGUGGAGCUCGCUUCGCGCUCAAAAACUGUUCACGGCCCUCGUUCGGUGGCCGGUCCAGCCCCGUGCUCUCCACCAGGACCGACCGAGCCGCCGAGGCCUUCACCCCGGCCGGCAGGUCCCCUCGAAGGGGCAGCAGGCCGAGCGGGCCAGGCGGGGGCGGGCCGGCUCCGGCCCCUGCCAGAUACCUGCCAGUACGCAACUACAGUCUAAGGGGAUAUAGAGUCUCGCAUGACACUGAUUAUAUUUUCCAGGUGUUCACCGUUGAAGAAAUGAUGCCCCAUGUCCAACACAUGAAAGGAGGUCACAGUAAAAACCUUUUUCUUAAAGACAAAAAGAAGAAAGGGUUCUGGCUGGUGACUGUUCUGCACAACAGGCAAAUCAAUUUAAAUGAUCUUGCUAAAAAACUGGGCGUUGGAAGUGGAAACCUAAGAUUUGCUGAUGAAAAUGCCAUGCUGGAAAAGCUAAAAGUGGGCCAGGGCUGCGCGACACCACUGGCGCUCUUCUGUGACCAGGGAGAGGUGAGGUUUGUGCUGGAUGCUGGCUUUCUGGAAGGGGGCCACGAAAAGGUGUAUUUUCAUCCAAUGACAAACUCUGCAACCAUGGGCUUAAGCCCCGACGACUUUCUGAAGUUUGUGAGAUCGACAGGCCAUGAUCCCAUCGUCAUACAUUUUGAUGAAGACAUCAAGUAGAUGAAGUUCACAUUUCUCUUUACUAGGCAUAGAUUUUGUACAGCAAAACCGGCAAAAAGUCUUGUUACAAAUAAAAUUUGAAAAAACAGGCUUAUUCCUUCUUUAUUUUUUCAGCUGUGUAAGUUUACAGUGUGUAACCUGGUGAGAAAAAAGUACUGUCUUCGGGUUAUUAAAAGUUUAACAGAAUAUUCUUAAAAAGACAAAACAUGUUUGCAAACUACCACUAAGACCACUAAGAAACCAGUAAGUAGAGAAGGCGUUAUUUCAAUAAUGUUACACCGUUUGUUAAUAUAAUGG